Molecule: messenger RNA, 756 nt
Organism: Cladocopium goreaui
Lineage: Eukaryota; Dinophyceae; Suessiales; Symbiodiniaceae
Source: the annotation of a GenBank genome assembly
AUGACAAUCCUCCGAGAGUUCUUGAAUAUAUUUAUUUCUGAUGUUGUAACCAGCAAUUGUUUUUUUUGUGUUGUUAAUCCAGUUUUAUCUUCAACUUGUUUGAAGCUGUAUUGGGCCUGUGCGAUCACUGGGGGCCCCUCCCAUUUUGGGGCACCGCAUGGCACUGGAGUCUUCGAGGCGGCGCCCGAUUUGAUCAGCUACAACAGCGCCAUCUCUGCCUGUGAAGCUGCGGGCGAAUGGGAGAACACCCUGGCCCUGCUAGAGGAAUUGAUUGAAAUUGGACAGGACACACCGCGUGUCUACUUGGGCGUUCAAAUGGCCUUGGAAGCUGCGGAGUUGCAGCCCGACGUAAUCUGCUACAGCGGCGUGAUUAGCGCCUGCGCCAAAGGUGGUUUUUGGCGUCUCACCAUAAUGUUGCUGGAACGGCUCUCCGCCCAAAGGAUGCACCCAGACUUGGUGGCUCUCAAUUCAGCGUUGGGUGCAUACAAGGGCCCACGUUGGCAAAUGGCCAUUUCGACGCUUUCUUCCUUGCCCACGCUGCGUUUGAUGCCCGAUGUGGUCAGCUUUUGUACGGCCAUCAGCUGCUGUGCAGAGGUGUGGCCCAAGGCUCUACAGUUGCUGACCAUGCGAUCUCUCCACGCUCGGCUGGCGCAAGACGUCUUUGGUUGCCUGGUAGGAGGGUUGCUGACAAAGACGGAGGGCAACAGAAAAGUCACGUUACAACACCAAAGAUUGGUAAGACUUCAAACAUGUUGA